AUAUUGUUUUUAUGCUUUUCUACUUUUAAAAUAAAAUUUUCUCAUCACAGAUAUGAUGAAUGGGUACGAAAAAAUUAUAUUGUUGCUGUUAUAAAUAGCAGUAAGCAGAAGUCUGAAAUGAAUUCAAAGAAUAGUGCACCUUCUCCUAAUCUUAAGAAAAUAGACCGUGGAAGGCCACCUGGUGCAUUUGCUAAUAUGAAACCUGCUCGUAAAAAUUCAACCAGCAGCACAAAUUCAUCAUUGUCUUGCCCUCGUUCAACACGUUCAGAUAAAAAGAGUCUUCAGACUUCACCUCUGUCUAGUGGUUUGGAACCACGAAAGAGAAUUCGGAAAAAAUCUUCAGUUGCUUUUGGUUUGACUGAUACAUCUCAAGAAUCUGAAAGUGAUGGAGAAGAUGGCAUGGAUCUAGAUGAUGAAGAUGUUGAUGAAGGUGAAGCUGAUGUGGAGGAUAAUUCUGCUGCACCAACUGAUUGUUGUUUCAAAGAAGAACUUUUCAGUGAUGAUGAGGAAAAAGAAAAACUGGAAGAUGUUAAAAGAGGUGACAUCACAGAACUUGAGAAAGCUAUAUCGGUAGAAGAAAAUGCUGAUGAUAUUAAAGACUCAUUUUUUAGUUCUGUUUGUAAGAAAAAUGAUAUUCCUGAAGAAAAACUUGUUCUUAAAAAGGAAACAUCAGAAGAAAUUAAAUUGGAUAUUGUUCCUGAAAUUGAACAUCCUGUAGUGCCCAAAGUUGAAAAAGAUACUUGUGAAAUUUCUUUCAGAAUGGGCCAUGGCAUUUCAGGGUCCAUUGAUACUAGUAUUAAGUUAUCAUCACCUGUUCUAGAAAUUGAGAAAAAGACUAUUGCAGUUGAAACUCCUUCUAAUCCUGUAACCAAAAGGACAUAUUCUGAUAUCAUUAAACCUGCUAAAAUAAUUUUUCCUUCUGUGUCAUCUGCAUCUUCAGAUAAUAAAUUAGAUAAGUCUCCAGUCUUUAGUCACAUUUUAAGUAAUCCUUUGCCUACUAGUAGUACUUCUGUAGCAGAUUAUAUGACUAAAAAUAUUUAUGAAUUGAGUGUUCCACCUUUGACUGAACAUAAAACUACUUUAAGCUUUGCAGGCUUGCAUGGGCUUAUCCAAAAAAGUGCUUUUGAAAAAAGUGUUAUUCCUGAAAAAGGGCCUCCUAAAAUUUGUAUGGUUGAUUCAGUUGAUAAAGUUGAACCAUGUAUUGAUUCAGUUCCCAAUUCUUCAAACAUUGAAGAAAAAACUAAUACAGAAUCAAAAUCUGCUUUAGAUACAUUAAGACCAGAAAAAGUUACAUCUGUUUUUAGCUCUUCCACCAUGUUAAGCAAUUCUCAGACCUGUGAAUCUAUUAAGAGUGAGGAAAGUUAUGCUUGCAAAAAUAUUGGAAACAUUUACAGUUGUAUUGUUAAACCAGAUACUGCAAAAGUAGCCCCUGACAAUGUAAAACAUUCAUUUGAAGGUGACACAAAUAUAAAAGUUAUUAGUGAGGAUAAAAAUUCUGAUGUUCAGAAAGAUGAGAAACUUAAGUGUCCUGACAACAAGACAAAUCUUCUUGAAACGACUAAUAUUAGUGCUGUGAAACCAAGUAUUCUUAGUCCAGCAAAACUGAGUGCUGUGAACAAUGAUACUUUUGAAAAGAAAAGUAAAGAUAGUUUUGAUCUUUUAGCUCCUGGAAAUAAUAGUUUUACUCAAGAACAGAAGAAAACACUUGUUAAAGACAAUAUAUUUUCGCUCUCAUUUUCUGCUUCUAAAGAUAAAUUCAUGUUAGAUCAACCAUAUAACAAACUUUUAGCCGGUGAAAAUUUAUGUCGAAUCAAACCAAAACCUUCAGAAACUGUUGAUCUGAGUAAAACAAUUCCUGGUAUAAUUGAACGCUUGAAAAAAGAUGUUGUUGCAGACUUAAAAAUUACAGAUUCACCUCCUCCACAGAAAGAAGAGCUUAAUUUUGACUUUCUUCGUGGUUCUCAGGAUCCUGUUAAAAGUCUUUCUCGAUCCGAUUCUUCAAAUUCUUUACGCAUUUGUGAAGAUUUGAGUGAUACAAAUGACUCAAAUACAGAUUCGAAAGAUUUAAUUAUUAAUGAUAAAUUUGAUGCUUCUAAUGCUCUUCCUGUUUCAAAUUCUCAGAAUUUGCUUCCUGUUGUAAGAGAACAUUCUCCUGAUAAAAUUUCUGAAGUCAUUUAUGGAUCUGUUACUUCUGUGAAAGCUGAUGAUACAAGUAGUUUUACUAAAAAAGAGGAUUUAAAUAACAGUCAGAAAACUUCUGUUAUUACUGUUGUUACCUCUUCUGUUACUAAUGAAACUCUUCCAGUAACUCCAGAAAUUAAGGAUAUUAAAAAAGAUAUAUUACAAAGUGAAGUAACUGCUGUAGCCAGUAAAUGUGAUGAGCAUAAGACUGAUGUACCAGUUUCUGAAGCAGAUACAUUAUCCAAAGAAGAAUGUAAACUAACUGUUGAUACAGCAUUAGCAAUGGAAAAUUGUGAAAACAGUCUUAGUGUUGCUGAAGUAGGUGACAAAAUUUCUGAAGUGUCUGAAGCAAUAAAUGAUAAAGUAAAAAUAAGUAGCAAUGUAUCUGAGAACAAAGAUUCCCUAUUUGAUGAUCUUCUCAAGAUAAGAAAUUCGAGUAGCAAUUUUAAUCAUAGCAGUGUUAUAAUGCGUGUACCUGAAAACCCUAAAAUAAUGCCUUCUAAUAGUGGAGAAUUAUCCCCUGUUGAAGAAGAAGGUAAUAAUAAACAAGAAGAUUUAGUAUUGUCAAAUGCUGUUUCUGAUGAAUUUUCUUUCAAAGAAGAAAGUUGUGUUCAUUUAGAAAGGAUGGAUAGGGUUGAGAAGAUUACUUUGGACAAGCAGAAAGAUGACUAUUUGACUACUAGCACAGUAUCUGAAAAUAAAUCAAGCUCUGAUGAUAAUGUUAUUCCAGAAGAUGAUGUUAACUUUAGUCAUCAGUCUAAAAAAGAAGGGAAAAAGAAAAAAUUAGGUAAAAAGUUGGGAAAGAAAGUUUGUGGUUUAGAUGGUUAUGAAAAAGAAGAAAAAGAUUUUAAAGUUAGAGAUGGGAAAAGUAAAUCCAAAAAGCGUGUGCGAUUAGAGAAUGAAGAGGCUGAUAAAGGGAAGGAUUGUGAUCUUAAAUCUAAAUCUAAAAAAUUAAAGAAAAACAAAAAUAAAAAGCGUUUUCCAAAGCAUGAUGACCAGUUUGCCGAAUAUGCUAAAAAAAUGGAAAGUAAAGAUGAUGAUCACAAAGACUUUACAUUAGAUAAAAUGAAGAGAAAAGAAAAAAGAAAAAGUGAUAAAAAGUUUCUCAAGAGUGGUAUGAAGAGUGAUGAAUUUUCUGAUACAAAAGUUGAGUUGCCAAAGAAAAAGAAAGGAAAGAAAAAUCGUGAUAAGUUAGGCAAUGAUAGAAAAGAUUUUUCUGAAAAGAAAACAAAGAAAAAGAGAAAACCACACAUUGAAGACAAUCAAGAUUCAGAUUCUGAUAAAGAAACUGUAACCAAAUUAAUUGAUAAAAAGAAAAAGAAAGAGAGAAAAAAAUUUAAAGUUAAAGAUUGUUCAUCAUCUGAUGAUGCUACAGAUAAGUUUUUCAAGGAACAGAAUAAAGAUUUGAGUACUGUUCCCAUUGCUGCAGAUGCUGUUCUAAGGCAAGACUCCAAAAGUGAUGAUCCAGAUAUGUCUUUCUUAUUAUGUGAAGAGAAAGUCCCUGCAAGUCCUGUUGGUAUCAGUAACAUUGCUGAUGAUACAUCUGGUUCUUCCAGCAUUGAUGGGAGUAGAGUGAAUUCAGAAAUUGAAAGACUUCCUUUACCAAAUGUAUAUCCAUGUAUCGAUAACUUAGAAUCAUCGGACACCAUUAACAAACAUAAUAUUGACACUAGUGCAGUGUUAGACAAUACGCCACCUACAACUCCAUCAAGCACCGAGUCACUAUUAUCUAGUUCUCCCUCUCAUGAACGUGAUUCCUUCUCAAUGAAUUAUCCAGAAAGCACACAGUCAGGGAGGGAGUCGUGUGAAGGUGAAUCAGAAAUAUACCGUUGUAAUUCAAAUAGGACUGUAAUGCGUGGAAGUGAGGAAUAUCGAGCAGCUACUACACUUGCAUUUGCUGUUUGUAAGACUGUAAAUGAGAAACCUAAGGACAAUAUAUCUCAUGUUUUUCUGAAAAGGCAAAAAAGUGAAACAGAUGAUCACACACCCUCAAAAAGGAAAAAGAAAAGUAAAAGGAUUCGCAGGUGUUCAGAGUCUGCAAAGUCUCCUAGGCAUAAGUCAUCUUUGCCUCGCAUGUCUAAAGUUGAAAGUUGUUGUGAAGAUUCUUCCGGUGCUUCUCCUGCAACAUCUAAUUCACCCCCCUACGGAAGUACUUCCACUUUAAGUUUUACAAGGUCUUCUCCACAUAGACUAUCUUGUGUUUCUGAUGGAAUGUCAAGAUAUAAUUUUUAUGUUCCUUUACAUGACAAAGAUCCUGAGAAAAGGAUAGCUCUUCUUCAAGAGAAAAUGGCUGAACUUCGUCAACAAUACAUGGCUCUUCGAGCUAAGGUGAUAGCGAUCGAUCACAAGCGAAGAAAAGCUAGAAAGAAAGUUAGAGAAGCAGGAGCUGCAGUUACAAAUCCUGCUGUACAAUCAGAAGAUGGGCAAAGCUGCUCCUAAUAUCACAUUUUACAAGCAAGAAAAUGCUUUUAUUGUAAUUUUUUGUAAAGAAAUAUUAUUGUAAUGUAUGAACAAUAAGAUCUGUCGUGAAUUUGACUGCAAACUGAAUCAGAUAUUUUAUCAAUUUUAAUUGGAUUUUAUUUUUACUUGCUAAUGAGAUUUAUUUAUACAUUAUCAGUUAUACAUAAGUCAAUCUGUUGUUGAUAUUGUUAUUAUUAUUAUUAUAUGUUAUUUUGUUAUAACGUUACCUGAAAUAUUAGUUUCUUUUUAAAAAUAAUAUUUCUCCUUUAGUGCAUUAAAAUAUUUAGAAAUUGGCAGGCUUCUAAAAGAGUAUGAUGGAACAUGAGCUGCCUUUUAGCCAGUGACAAGAUUCUGUGUAGUGCCAUACAUGAAGGAUUUUUUAAAAACUAAUUCUGUGUAAAAUAAUUAUAGGUUGUAUGAUUUUCCUUGAUCAACAUUUAGUUAUCAUGAUGUGCAAAUAGUUAGUUUAAUGUUUUUCUAACUGAAAUUAUUGUAAGCAUACCUUUCGCUUUUCUAAAAUCAUUUUAAGAAACAUAAAUUACUCUUUUAUGAAACAAUUUAGUAUAGUUUUAUGCGAAAGGUUUUCAGGUAAAUAUUAUUAGAAAUACUACUAAAAAACUAACAUGCAUGUAAUAUAUACAUAUAAAAAGAGUGAUAUAAAAAAAUUGAAGAAUAUUUAAUUAAAUACUAUAUAUUGUGUAUGCUUGCUUAAUUUCAGCUCCAUUUUUUUUUGGAGGGGGGGUAUAAUUUUAUCCUACAAAAAUCAAAAAGGAAAAUUUAUCUGAAUAAUUUAAUUUCUGAAUUAUAUGGUUACAGUAGGAACAUAGCAAAUUAAAAUUAUUUAUGAAUAAACUACUAGUAACUACAACAGUAUUAUUUAUUUAGAAGAAACUUACAUUUCUAUAAGAAUACCUAGUAAUAUUAAUGUUACAGAUCUUCAUUUCUACUUCCAUAUGUCUUGAAUUGCUUUUAUUGUUGACCAGUGCUGCUGCAUAGGCCUGAAAUCAUUCAAUGCUGUUGGAACUGUUGUCUGUGUCAUCUGCUAGAACUUGCAAGUAGUCGUCGCCAUCUUAGCAUUCAGUCUGUUUUCCCUCAUGCAUUUGUCUUCAAAACCAUGAAGUGCAUUAGUUAUCCCUGUUUUCUUGGAACUUUAUUAUUAUUGCUUUUUUAUUAAUAAUCAGAGCCCAUGUAUCUGAAAUAUAAGUUCAAAUCAAUCCAAUGGAAGUCUCUGGAUUUUUCCAGUUCUAGUAGAAUUGUGCAAUUUCGUGGACAUCCUUAUUUUAAAGCUUUCUAAGGUAGUCUUUGAAUAAUUUAUUCACUGAUAUACUCAGUGUUUGCAGAAAUGAUGUAAGUCCUGGAAUUAUGACAAGAAUGGUAUUUGUUUUGUUACUUUGUUUUUUACAUCUUCCAUGAAACAUGCACCGAAGCUGCUCGACACUAGUACUGAUUUCUUAUGUACUGUGGGUAAAAAAAGUAUUUGCACACCUACAUUCUUGUUUGCAUUUCAUAAAAAGAAGCAUUAACAAAUAAAAGAAUUGGUAUUGCCAAAUCAGAAUAAGUUGAA
Messenger RNA from Stegodyphus dumicola, 6205 nucleotides. RefSeq lists its product as uncharacterized. Lineage: Eukaryota; Metazoa; Arthropoda; Arachnida; Araneae; Eresidae. The record is from RefSeq and is a predicted model, not a curated record. Gene Ontology annotation, biological process: regulation of transcription by RNA polymerase II. Gene Ontology annotation, cellular component: nucleus. Gene Ontology annotation, molecular function: transcription cis-regulatory region binding.